UCUUACGCUCGACCUCUUUCUCACCCUCUUUUACGCAGCGUUACCAGGCGGAAGCGGGCACCCAGCAGGCGGCGAACAGCAGCUGACGGCCGGAGCCAGGUAGCCUGUUCCUGUUCCCCCUCAUCCUUCUCUUCCUCCUUCCACGCCAAUUGCUGCUGCUGCUCUCCUUCUUCUUCCCCAUGGCGACAGAUCUGCUGGAAUCGGCCUGAAUCGAUCCCUGCGGGUUUUCUACCGAUCCCGGCUGAAUUUGGCCCUUAUUCCACACCGGGAUGCAUAUCGUGCUGUAUCGACGUGGAUAAUUGGGGGCGACGUGCCGAGUCCAGGCACCAUAGCCUGCCAUCGAUGAUUAGGUAACUUACUGUUGGAGGAGAUGGACGAUGAGUUUGCUAUGGCCAGUGCAUUAGAUGAGAAAACAGACAACGAUGAUGCUUGUGGCGGGGAUGCCAAAACAAACAUAGUGGAUGAUAGAACUCCUACUGUCGGAAUGAAAUUCAAGUCCUAUGAGGAAGCUUUGGAGUUUUAUAGAGAGUAUGCUCGGCUCGUGGGGUUUAGUGCACGUCUGAAGAGGACGAAUUAUAAUAAGUUUGGCCAAUACCAAUCUGUGGAAUUUAUUUGUUCUAGGGGGGGCAAGGGACGGGCAGAUGAUCCUAGCUACUUGUGUAGGCCUACGGCUAAAACAAACUGUCAGGCCACAAUCCUGUUGAAGUUGCGGGCUGAUGGAUUAUUACAUAUAAAGAAAGCUAUUCUAGAGCACAACCAUCCUAUGGAUCCAUCAAAGAUUGAAUUGAAGAAGCGCAGAAAAAAGAUGUCUUAUGCAUUGCCAAAGCAUGAUGAAAACAAUGGGAAGAUUAUGAUACGAAGACUGAAGAGGUUUCAGUCGCCCGUGCUCAAACUAGUUGAGGACAUACCUUUUGGUGAAAAGAACAUCAGAACCAUGGAUGAAAGAGGGCAUUUGAUGCUUCAUGAUGGCAAUGCUGAAGCUAUUUAUCAGUUCUUUACACAUAUGCAAAUGAAAAAUGCAAACUUCUUUUAUUCAAUGGAUUUGGAUGAGGAAGGCCGCCUGAGGAAUGUAUUCUGGGCUGAUGCUAUAUCAAGGGCCACAUUCAAACAUUUUGGGGAUGUUGUUCUAUUUGAUACAACCUAUCUAACAGGUGACUUUGAUAUACCUCUUUCACUGUUUGUUGGAGUUAACAAUCAUGGCCAGUUGGUUCUGCUUGGCUGCGGCUUGCUAUCAGAUGAGACUGCUGAGACCUACUUUUGGUUAUUUAAGACAUGGUUAGCAUGCAUGUCAAGACAACCCCCAAAUUCUCUGAUAACUGACGAAUGUGAGGCCAUCAAGGAUGCAUUGACGAAGGUGUUCCCAGGUGUUCGUCAUCGUCUAUGUCUUUGGCAAAUAAUGAAGAGGAUCUCACUGCGCUUUAUAGAACAUGAAAAUUGCAAUUCAAUCAGGAAGGCACUGGAGAAGAUAGUCUAUGACUCGUAUGAAACUGAUGUGUUUGAAAAGGAUUGGAAAAACAUGAUUGAAGCAUAUGGACUAGAAGCUAAUGAAUGGCUCAAUUGGUUAUAUGAGAAUAGACAUUCUUGGGUUCCUGUUUAUUUGAAAGACACAUUUUGGGCAGGAUUGUCUUGUAGUGAUCGAGGCACAUGCUUGAGUUCUUUUUUUGAUGGAUUUAUAUAUCCUGAAACUUCCUUAAAGCAAUUUUUGAGUGUUUAUGAGGUUGCUUUACAGAAUAAGUAUGAGAAGGAAGCGCAAGCUGAACUUGAGUCUUUUAACAAAAUCCCAAAUUUGGUCUCUAAAUUUUAUAUGGAAAAACAACUUGUUGAGCUUUACACUUAUAACAAGUUCAAAGAGUUCCAAGAUGAGCUAAAGGCCACAAUGUAUUGUAAUGUUUCCUUGGUCAAAGAGGAAGCACAAAUUUCAACUUAUGACAUUAAGGAGUCUCUUCUAUUGGAAGAUGGUAACCCCACAGAGUAUAGAGAUUUCAGAGUUCUUUACAGUUCAAAUGAACUUGAGGUCCAGUGUUGUUGUGGUUCUUUCCAAUUUAGAGGCAUUUUGUGUAGGCAUGCUUUAUCUGUGCUUAAGUUACAGCAGGUGUAUGAGAUUCCAUCUCGAUACGUAAUUGAUCGCUGGAGAAAGGACAUUAAACUAUUGAAUACAAUAUCUUAUCCCACUGAUGAGAUGGUUGCAAACAAUCGACUGGAGCGCUAUGACAAUUUAGUAAUGAGUUGCCUUCAACUUGUAGAAGUUGGAAUGAUGUCCAGUGACAGAUACCAUCUUGCUCUCAAGAUGAUUGGAGAGGUUGAGAAAUUUUUAUCAAAUGAUAAAAAUUCUGGAAAUGCAAACUUUAUGAUUCUUCCUUCUGAUUCAAGGACACCUGAGAAUGCUGAAAAUGUUGUGCAACACCUGGUCACAUCUGCAGGUCAUAAAAUCCAAAAUUCACCCCAAAUUAAACGGAGAGGUCGGCCACCCAAGAAAAAGGAUGAUCAAGGAACAUUACUGUCCCGAAAUCAUAGUGGGAUCAAUCUAGUCAUUCCUUCUGCUUCAAAUGCAGGGAUAGAUAUUGAUGCUCAGGAAAGCUUGACGCCAAUGGGUGAAAUUAGCCCGAGUGAUUUCUCGCUUGGUUGCCAUUAUGGACCACAAGUGAACCACUCACAUCAAACUAACAAUCAAUCAAGGAUGUCUUUGGGCAGCAUGUUCCAGGGCCAGUUUGACCAACAAGCUGUUGGAACACAACCAAGGAUGCAAUGGAUCUAUCAGCAAAUGCUACAGGAGACUCCGUCGCCAAAUGCACCGAAUGGAUGGACUGGGUAGAAAGGGCACCAGCCACAAAAGACAAGCUGAUGCUCUGUAAAUUCUGCAUGACCUGAGGAGCUGUGCAAACUUUUCUAUCAGAAGUUGGUUCAGAUGCUGGAAUCAUCUAUCCAAGCAUCUGACAUGUUGAUAGGAUGGUUGUUUUUGGAAAGGUGGUGGAAGGCAUCUUAUUAUAUCCAUGCUGACAUUUAUGGAUACAAAGAAUGUUCAUAAGGUGAAUUAUCUUCCACCAAAAUAUUGGAAUUUGGUAUUAUCGGCUGGGUACCCACAUCAUCUGUCUUCUUCAGCUUUCCUACCUUCUAAGCUGACGAUCAUGUGGUAUAAAUGGAUGCUUUGUUUCAUCAUCCAAACAAAACUCGAGGAAAUGAAGUAGAGGAUUUUUCUUUUGAACUCUCCUGUUCUUUGUCUCAUUGUAGCUAGUAAGUUUCGAAAGGUGUGUAAAUAUGUUUACCCAACUCCUCCGAUGAUCUCGUGUGUUCCUACUGUAAUUGCCACAAACCUGCACAUGGUGUCUUGCAGGUAGAUAUAAGUGAUGGUAACAAGUCAAAGAGUAUCUUCUUGGAAUAACAAGCAAUCUUUUUCCCGGAGAACAA
Molecule: messenger RNA, 3405 nt
Organism: Musa acuminata subsp. malaccensis (wild Malaysian banana)
Lineage: Eukaryota; Viridiplantae; Streptophyta; Magnoliopsida; Zingiberales; Musaceae
Product: protein FAR1-RELATED SEQUENCE 6
Biological process (GO): regulation of DNA-templated transcription
Molecular function (GO): zinc ion binding
Source: RefSeq, a predicted model, not a curated record